Molecule: messenger RNA, 3797 nt
Organism: Neopsephotus bourkii (Bourke's parrot)
Lineage: Eukaryota; Metazoa; Chordata; Aves; Psittaciformes; Psittacidae
Product: angiomotin-like protein 1
Exons: 5
Coding region: 86-949 (287 amino acids)
Biological process (GO): hippo signaling; regulation of cell migration; actin cytoskeleton organization
Cellular component (GO): cytoplasmic vesicle; bicellular tight junction; plasma membrane
Source: RefSeq, a predicted model, not a curated record
GGGAUGAGGAUCUGUCUGUUUCCACCGGCAGAGGCAGGGCAGCUACCAGGCAAGCAGCCUCCCGGAGCACAAUGCCCCAGCCCUGAUGGAGCUGGUGCGGGAGAAGGAGGAGAGGAUCCUGGCCCUGGAAGCGGACAUGACCAAGUGGGAGCAGAAGUACCUGGAGGAGAGUACGAUCAGGCACUUCGCCAUGAAUGCCGCGGCCACUGCUGCAACGGAGAGGGACACCUCAGCCCCAAGCCACUCACGCAAUGGCAGCUAUGGUGAGAGUGCACUGGAGGUGCGGGGCUGGCAGGAGGAGGAGGAGAUCGUGCAAGCCAACCGGCGCUGCCAGGACAUGGAGUACACAAUAAAGAAUCUCCAUGCCAAAAUAAUUGAGAAGGAUGCCAUGAUCAAAGUCCUUCAGCAACGGUCACGGAAGGACCUUGGGAAAGCUGACAGUGCCAGCCUACGACCGGCUCGGUCCGUCCCCUCCAUUGCUGCUGCUGCGGGUGUGCAUUCACGCCAGACCUCGCUCACCAGCAACCAGAUAGCUGAGGAGAAGAAGGAAGAGAAGGUCUGGAAGGGAAGCAUAGGACUGCUCUUGGGGAAGGAGCACCAUGACCAUCCGUCAGGGCCCUCACUGCCUCCUCCCCUGCCCUCCUUGUCCUGCAUGCCCAUCCCAGCGCCGGCGGCCUCCCAUGCAAAGACAGGCAGCAAAGACAGCAGCACCCAGACGGACAAAAGCGCCGAGCUCUUCUGGCCUGCCACUGCCUCCUUCCCUGGCCGUGGACGGCUGGGUACCACCCCAUCACACAGCCCGGCCCCACGGCCCCCGGGGACACGAGGGACCGGCGAGAGACUGGAGAACUCCAGCCACGGGAAACUGCCCGACAGCAAAGGCAGAGUGAGCAGCUUGCUCCACAAGCCUGAGUUUCCAGAUACAGACAUGAUGGAAGUCCUCAUCUGAGCAGAGGACAGCAUCUCUGGGGAUUUGUGUGCAUACAGCCAGGUCCGAGAUGGUCCCUGGUGUGCAACCCUUAAGAACUAACCCUGAGAGUCUGAAGAAAGAAACGGAAAGUUUGUGCCCAAAACAGAGCUUGAGUCUGGUAUGUUGAGACUUUGGACCAGGCAAGGAGUAAAGGGUGCUGAAGAGGAGCGAUGAAACGAACAUAUGGGGUUUUCUGAGAAGGAAGGGGCAUUGAAGAUGGAAAAUGGCAUGAGAAGGGGAUCAUUGAGGGAAAAGGAAACUGCAUUUUCUGGUGUAAAGAGAAGGUAUCGAAGUUACAGACUGGGUGCAUACUGCUGCUCUGUUUUCCUGCCUCUCUGCAGCUGGGACAGGGAGUGAAAUCCAGGCUCUUCAGAGGCCAGAAGGAGUUUGUGAAUAACCCACGAGAAACUCGCAUCUUCCUCAGUAUCAGUUAACUUCUCUAAAGUAUUUGCUGCUUAAUCUCUGUGAAUAAUUGGUCCUUAGGUGUACACGGGAGGCUCUUGUGAGUAUGUGUUUGAAGUGGCGUGGUUUUCCUGGGCAGGCAGGUCAGGUGCCUCUUUCCUGGCUGGACAAGUGUUGCUCUUGGAGCUGGAUCUACAGGGCAAAUAUUCGUGUCUUGCAAUCCCGGAGCCUGCUGAGAAUUCUGGUUUUGGUAGGAGCAGUUGUUGGCUGGAAUUCCCAUGGAGGAUGAAUGUAGAGGGGGGAGGAGGGCCUGCUGAAGCAAUGGGAAGGCUCCAGGAGGGAAGGUCGGGGGAGGAUCUUAGCAGCUCCCUGAAGGGCUGUGUGUUGCAUUCAGAGGGGUGUGUGUUUUCAGUGGAGUUAAGCUGGGUUUGCUUGUGAAGAUGCCUCUUACCAUGCACUGGUUUGCAGUAGUGGAAGAGUCAGUGUGUUCGUGGUAAGAAUGGGCUUUUACCUUAUUCUCAAUGCCUACAGCCAAAUCCUACCUUCCUUGAGAAUACAAACCUCCUAUUCAAGCUGACAUGGGGCUGGGCAUUAAGGGGUGUAGGAUCAGGCCAGGAUGGGUUUAACUGCAAAGUAGUACAUGAGCAUCCUCCUGUUUGCUGUGCUGAGCUGCAGUUUCUUCCCAGCUUGUUUUGCCCAGGGUGGAAUAUGGGUCAUUUUCAGCUCAGUCCCUGAUUCCUGUAAGAGGUAGUGACUGUGUAAGGCAGCCAACUCCCCAGCUGUGUUAUUUGUGGCAUGCCAUUUGCUUCGUGCAUUGCACAUGCCAAUAGGGAAGUUUUCCUCUGUAAAGUGUUUUUGUAUUGGCUUUGCCGUUCCUGAACCUCGUGGUGCACUGAGAAGACCUUGUCUUUGGGAGAAAGGGGGAUGGGGUUUUAUGUGAAGCUGCCAAGAGUGGAAGAGUGAUGGGUGCUGGAAGUAACUGUGUGCUCAGGGAUAACUCAAGGCCACCUCUUCUUGUAGGUAUUAAAUCAGAGCCCUCGACUGUGAAAACACCAGGCACUUUAAACUCUGCUUUCACUGAAAACUGAAGUCCUCAAAGCCUUCAGGGGCCAGAGCCAUGCACUCAACACUGCCUAGCUGAUGCCUUUGGCAUUUCAAAACCAAUUGCUAUGUUAAAUCUAUGCACUUACUUUCGUGUGUACAUAGAAUUAGAUGUGUCGAUGUCUCUCUCUCCCUGAUCUUUGCACUUGUUAAAGUAGUGGUAGGCAGGUUGUGCAGGCAAGUGAGCUGUGCGUUUCAAGUAUUAGCAGCUUUGCAUUGUGAAACCAAACGUGUAAAACCCUUGGAAGAUGUUAUGCAGCUUAAUAUAUGCCGUGUAAAAUGGGUAUGUUGGGUUUGUGUUUUUCUCUAAACUUAAAUGUUGUGUUUGCAUAAAAGCCAGGCCCAUGAGUGGCAUCAGUGCUGACCCACCUCUGUGGCCCUUCCUCAAAGGUCUGUGGUAGGAAGAGGACAAGAGGAAGCAAAACCAAGGGAGUACAGUGAUGAAUAUUUCAUUUGAUUUCAUCAUGUUUCUCCAGGAAAUAAGGAUACCGAGGUGCUUGGAAGCCCUCAAGCAUUCUAUUACCAGCUGAAUGAUUUCUUUUGAUGGAGCUGUUUAACAGGGUGUGUGCAGGCAGACAGCUGGGCAUCCAGCAGAAUCAGUGUGGGAUCAGUGUGCAUGAUGUGGCUUUCGAUUAUGCUUGGUGGUGAUUCAGCUCCGCUUUCCCAAGUCAGCUAGAGUACAGCACUCCUCCUUCUCCUCGUGGAGACCACGGUCCCUCCAGUUCCUGCUAUCCAAAGGUGUGUCUACAAUUGAUGUUGCCCCCACAUUCAUGGUCACCUACAGGCAGCUGCUCAUGGGAGACAAUGGGGUAGUCAACUCCUGUUGUCGGCAACAGCUCCAAUAAACCCAAAGCUUCAUUCUGCUUUAUCAUGUUGAACUCAAGAGACAUUAGUUUUCCUGGAGGGAACGUCUGGAGGGCCAGUGGGUCUCCCCUCAGCCCGAGCACUAGCAGGACCUGCAUGGAGUACUACUGCCAUGUAUCAGCCCCUCUCAGCAGAGCAUCACAACUCCAUUUGUGCUGGUUUUCCCAGCUCUUGGAACUGUUUUGUGUUUUGGGAAACUGUGCUGUAGCCAUUCCAGGUGACGUUGGUAACUAGUUGUGAAAUACUGUCUUUUUUUGUUGUUGUUGGUUGUAUAGGGAAGUGGGUGUACAGUGUUGUACAGCUGGAGGGUUACUUGUACAUAAGGGGGGAAGUGAGGAACGUUAUGUGUCACCCCCAGCAAAUAUUGAUAUUGUUGGUCAGCCAAAGAUUUCGUAUUGUUUGCUGUUUAAACUCGUGCCUUAAUAUUGUAUAUAAUAAAUGUAUAAACACGUUUAUUUUC